AUGGCUGAAGAAGUUAAGCAAUUAUCCGAGCAAGUCCAAAAGACUUACCUUGACGAUGUCACUGGUGAGCAAGUCUCCAAGACUGAGCUCAAGAAGAGACAAAAGGCCAGAGCUGUUGAAGCCAAGAAGGCCCAGAAGGCUGAAAAGGCUGCUGCCAGCGCUCCAAAGGUCGCCAAGAAGACUGACCAAUUGGCUGACUUGAACCCAAACCAAUACUUCGAAAUCAGAUCCCGUCAAAUCGAAGAAUUGAGAAGAGCCAACAAUGCUGGUGAAAGCGAAUUCAACCCAUACCCACACAAGUUCCAACGUUCUUUGAGAAUCCCUGAAUACCUUGAGAAGUACGGUGACUUGAAGAGAGGUGAAACCUUGAAGGACAUUGAAGUCAACAUCACCGGUAGAAUCAUGACCAAGAGAGAAGCUGGUUCCAAGUUGAAGUUCUACGUUCUCAAGGGUGACGGAUUCCAAGUCCAAGUCAUGGCCCAAGCCCAAGACGUCGCCUCCAUCGAAGAGUACGAGAAGAUGCACGAAUACCUCAGAAGAGGUGACAUCAUUGGUGUCACCGGUUACCCAGGUAGAACUGCCCCAGCUAAGGGUGGUGAUGGUGAAAUCUCUGUGUUUGCUACCUCCGUCCAAUUGUUGACUCCUUGUUUGCACAUGUUGCCAACCGAGCACUUCGGGUUCAAGGACCAAGAAGCUCGUUACAGAAAGAGAUACUUGGACUUGGUGAUGAACGACUCUGUCAGAGACAGAUUCAAGGUCAGAUCCAAGAUCAUCUCUUACAUCCGUAAGUUCUUGGACGACAGAGACUACAUUGAAGUUGAAACUCCAAUGAUGAACGUCAUCGCUGGUGGUGCCACUGCCAAGCCCUUCAUCACCCACCACAACGACUUGAACAUGGAUAUGUUCAUGAGAGUUGCUCCAGAAUUGUUCCUCAAGGAAUUGGUCGUUGGUGGUAUGGACAGAGUCUACGAAAUCGGAAGACAAUUCAGAAACGAAGGUAUUGACAUGACCCACAACCCUGAAUUCACCACCUGUGAAUUCUACGAGGCCUACGCCGAUGUUUACGACUUGAUGGACAUGACCGAAUUGUUGUUCUCCGAGAUGGUCAAGGAAAUCACCGGUGACUACAAGGUGCCAUACCACCCAGACGGCCCAGAGGGUGAGGAAUUGACUUUGGACUUCUCCAGACCAUGGAAGAGAAUCAACAUGAUUGAAGAAUUGGAAAAGAUCUACAACGUCAAGUUCCCAUCUGGUGACCAAUUGCACACUGCCGAGUCCGGUAAGUUCUUGAAGCAAAUCUUGAUCGACCACAAGAUAGACUGUCCUCCACCAUUGACCAACGCCAGAAUGUUGGACAGAUUAGUUGGUGAAUUGGAAGACGCUUCCAUCAACCCUACCUUCAUCUUUGGUCACCCACAAAUGAUGUCUCCAUUGGCCAAGAAGGACAGAAAGAUCGACGGUUUGUGUGAAAGAUUCGAAGUUUUCGUUGCUACCAAGGAAAUCUGUAACGCUUACACCGAAUUGAACGAUCCAUUUGACCAAAGACAAAGAUUCGAAGAGCAAGCCAGACAAAAGGACCAAGGUGACGACGAAGCUCAAUUGAUCGACGAGACUUUCUGUAACGCUUUGGAAUACGGUUUACCACCAACUGCUGGUUGGGGUUGUGGUAUCGACAGAUUAGCCAUGUUCUUGACUAACUCCAACACUAUCAGAGAGGUUUUGUUGUUCCCAACCUUGAAGCCAGACACCAAGGCUGACCGUGAAGAACGUGCUGAAGAAGGUGCCAAGGAUUAA
Suhomyces tanzawaensis NRRL Y-17324 is the source of this 1794-nucleotide messenger RNA. It is a transcript of the gene KRS1, whose product is annotated as lysine--tRNA ligase. Gene Ontology annotation, cellular component: cytosol; cytoplasm. The record is from RefSeq and is a predicted model, not a curated record. The transcript has a single exon. Gene Ontology annotation, molecular function: lysine-tRNA ligase activity; tRNA binding; ATP binding. Gene Ontology annotation, biological process: lysyl-tRNA aminoacylation. Bases 1 to 1794 code for a protein of 597 amino acids. NCBI's taxonomy places the organism in Eukaryota, Fungi, Ascomycota, Pichiomycetes, Serinales, Debaryomycetaceae.